Molecule: messenger RNA, 447 nt
Organism: Helobdella robusta
Lineage: Eukaryota; Metazoa; Annelida; Clitellata; Rhynchobdellida; Glossiphoniidae
Exons: 3
Coding region: 1-447 (148 amino acids)
Source: RefSeq, a predicted model, not a curated record
AUGACGAUCGUCGGAAGCUACAACACUGGUGUUGAAAAUAAAAAGAUCUUUGAAGUUAUAACAUUAGUGUUUGGUAGUUACGAGCGGCCUACAACAUUGGUGUCAGAAGUAAAACUUUUAAUAGAUCGAAGCUACAUUAGCGAUCGCAAGUCAAUCCUUCCCACGGGUGAUUUCGACUGCGAUGCACCUGAUAAUUACGACGCACGUGAUAUCUGCGACGCCCGUGACAAGUGUGACGCACGUACAACUGUGAUGCAGGCGACAACUGCGAUGCACGGGUUGACGUGCAGAAAGACACAAACUGGUGACAGACGAUAUUCAAGCUUCGAAAUAACCCCUACAAAAUGCACCUGGAACAACAGCUUGGUUCUCGUCUACCUGGAUGAUGACAUCAAUGACGGCUUCAUUGCUGAUGAGGAUGAGAUUUGCAUCAACGACAAAUUUUAA